AUGUCUCAUUGGCAGAUAUCAAGUGACGAAGCAAUAGACACUGCAAAAAAUCUUGCGCUUAAAGAAGGCCUAUUUGUGGGGAUAUCUUCUGGAGCUGCAGCUGCCGCGGCCAUUAAGAUAGCAAAAAGGCCAGAAAAUGCUGGCAAGCUUAUUGUUGCCGUUUUUCCCAGCUUCGGAGAGAGGUACCUGUCCUCCGCGCUAUUCGAGUCAGUGAGACGCCACGCUGAAAGCAUGACUGUUGAGCCCUGA
Sphenostylis stenocarpa is the source of this 249-nucleotide messenger RNA. The record is from the annotation of a GenBank genome assembly. NCBI's taxonomy places the organism in Eukaryota, Viridiplantae, Streptophyta, Magnoliopsida, Fabales, Fabaceae.